This is a messenger RNA of Uranotaenia lowii, 1330 nucleotides long. RefSeq names its product ficolin-3-like. Bases 102 to 1040 code for a protein of 312 amino acids. The transcript is spliced from 3 exons. Lineage: Eukaryota; Metazoa; Arthropoda; Insecta; Diptera; Culicidae. The record is from RefSeq and is a predicted model, not a curated record.
CGGGGAAGGUCCGUUUAGCUCCCUGCUGAGGAGGAGAGUUUGAGUUUGCCUUCUUUUUAUCAUUCCUUAGUUCAUCUUAUACCUACUCUGGAUUGUCGUUAAUGAUGCUUGGUGCGUUUAUGUGGUGUGUACUUUUCGGUUUCGGAACCAGUUUUGGGCUAGCUGAUCCGGAUGGCACGCCUCGUCAAGUUCAACCUGCUGCUGCCCUCAGGGAGGAUUUUGGCUUCGAACUGUGGCUGGCCAAGAUAGAACUCCUCGAACAGAAGGUUGUUGAUUUGGAGGGCGUCGUGAAGCAGUUGAAUGUCAAGUUGACCGGGAUCGAGGAAGAGCUGAACGAGGCAAGGAAUUGUUUCCAGAAGGCCAAUCACUUGCAGACGAUUGAUUUCGAGAAGACCGCGGGAUAUAAAUCCUGUUCCGAGUCACCGGCCAAAAUUCCCGGCCUUAUCGAGAUUCGCCCCCCGGGAGGUGCCCCAUUUGAGGUGAAUUGCGAUUUUUUCUACCGUGGAGGUGCUUGGACGGUGAUUCAGCAUCGCUUUAGUGGGGAAGUUGAUUUCUACCGGUCCUGGAACGAGUAUCGAGAUGGAUUUGGCGAUUUGAAAGGCGAAUUUUGGCUGGGAUUGGAGAAGAUCCACCGAAUCACCGGCUCUGGAAAGUUUGAGUUGCUAAUUCAGCUGACGGAUCGUGAUUUGAAACUACGUGAGGCACAGUAUAGCCUAUUCAAGGUGGCAAGUGAGACCGAACAUUUCACCCUGAAAUCUCUGGGUCAGUACAAUGGAACGGCAGGGGAUUCAUUCGGGUAUCACGUGGGCAUGAAGUUCACGACAUGGGACCGAAAAAACGAUCUGAUGCCUGGAGCCAAUAACAACUGUGCCCAAUACUUUCACGGCGCUUGGUGGUACAACAACUGUAUGCAAAGCAAUCUGAACGGGCGCUACCGGGGAGACGGCGAAUCGACCUGCUGGAAUACGAUCAACCCGCCCGAGUAUCCUUGGUGUCACGGGUUCAACAGCAUCCGGAUGAUGAUACGUGCGGUAGAAUGAAAAUCCUUUCAUCCCCGGCUUGGAAUCCCAGCUCAACACUCUGCUAGCUCGUCACCAAAAUGAACCAUUCACUUCAAACAGACCGAAUCGCACACCUUUAAGCGUCGUUACCCUUUCCAAUUGGUUCCAUAAAACACCCACUCCCUACCUACCUCGCCCAAUUCAUCCCCCUAUUCUUCAGGUGAACCAAGCUUAACCAGGUGGAUGACAUGAAUAUGCAAAUGUGAUAGCGAAUUUUGCUUGCCUUUACUCUCUACCGCGUGCCAUUAUCAGCAGUGAAUAAAAAUGAA